AAGAGCUAACUGAAGACAGGAAGGGAGAAGAGGGAUACACCACAGAUACUGGGCUCGUUUUCAAGAGCGCAGGACUGCGUUGGCUUGACAUUCUAAUAAUAGUUUGGAGUUUAGAGAGCCACACGGGCAUUAACAGUUGAGUCACAGGACCCAUAGCGCCAGACCAUCAGUAUGUCUAUUCUGUGGCUGCUUCUGAGCCUCCUUGCCUUUACUGACUCAUCUGAAAGCAGCAACUGGGGAUGCUAUGGAAAUAUCCGAACCUUUGACACCCCCGGGGUGUCUUGCGGGACUGGAAGACUUCAGGGCCUGAACUUCUGUGGAGUUCGUGCUUCUGAAAGACUGGCUGAAAUAGACAUGCCAGUCCUACUGACACAUCAACCCAUGAUACAGACCGUUGGCCAAAAGUACUGCAUGGAUCCUGCAGUGAUCGCUGGUGUCCUAUCCAGGGAGUCUCAUGGUGGCAAUGUUCUGCUCAAUGUGGGCAACGUGGACAGUGGAAUCGGUGUGGUGCAGGAGCCUGCCCUUUAUGCUCCUACAAGCUGGAUCAGCGAGUCCCAGAUUUUCCAGAUAACUGAGGUUCUGACUGUAAAAAUCAAAGAAAUCCAGAGGAAGUUCCCAGCCUGGUCCCCUGACCAGUGCCUGAGAGGUGGACUCUGUGCCUAUGUGGGAGGUGCUGGUUACAUCAGAAGCAGCCAGGACCUGAGCUGCGACUUCUGCAAUGAUGUCCUUGCACGAGCCAAGUACUUCAAGAGACACGGCUUCUAAUGCUUCGAUCAAACCCAAAUCAUCACACAGGAGGCCCCUAUGAGUCCACAGAUAAAACUAGCUAAUGGGGCUUGUAGCUGUGAAUCUGAGUUUGACCUGAAGGCCAUUAAUAUAACAUGAAUCACAUUAAAAGAAGAAUUAUUUUCUGCA
Molecule: messenger RNA, 915 nt
Organism: Manis pentadactyla (Chinese pangolin)
Lineage: Eukaryota; Metazoa; Chordata; Mammalia; Pholidota; Manidae
Gene: LYG1
Product: lysozyme g1
Exons: 7
Coding region: 172-765 (197 amino acids)
Biological process (GO): defense response to Gram-positive bacterium; peptidoglycan catabolic process
Cellular component (GO): extracellular region
Molecular function (GO): lysozyme activity
Source: RefSeq, a predicted model, not a curated record